CGAGUUUAUUGGCUUGGGGUUUAUCUGGGUAUAGCGGUCGGUGGCGGCAGCGGCAGUGCAGCCACGAUUUGUGUAUGUACAGAGAGUCGCCUCGUAGUAUAUAGAGCUCGGGCAUUUCCUCCCGUCUCCCAAAGUCGGUUCUGCUCAGUGCCGCAACCAACAAGCAGUCCUCCUCCGGGCAGUCUGACAACACGCACAACAAGCACAACACGCGCCAGCACGCUGUGCAAACCAACAACACCAUGGCAACACUCCUUUCUCGUUCCUCUGACAGCCCGCGCUAUUCACUGCAGGAUAUCGAGCUCGCCCGGUUCGACAGCGCCUCCCCCUCUAUCCUGAGCGCCCCGCCGCCCUACGAGGAGCCCGCCUCUCGCCCCUUCCGUCCGACCGUCCACCUCCAGAUCGAGACCCUCGGCAAGCCGUGGUUCUCCACCCCGUUGCCCCCGCGGCCGGACCCGAUUCCCGUCUUCGCCCUCCACCCAGACGACUCCAGCUCCUCAGCCGCCGCCCAUGCCCCACAGUUCACCUCCAUCCGCCCCUGGCGGUCCUCAGGGAGCUGCUACCUCACCCCCUACGACACCACCACCACUACCACCGCCUCCUCCUCGUCCGCGGCCGGCAUCCCCGUGCUCAGCACAACAACCUACCGCUUCGGCCCCAACCGCCCGCCGCGCGUCCGCCUCUUCGCCCCUCACUCCGCCCCGCUCUCCCCCGCCGCCCUAGAGGCCCUUCUCCUCUCGGCCAAAGACGCCGCCACCAUCCCAGACCCCGAAGAGGACGGCCAGCCGGUCCAGCAGCCGCCGCAACCCUGGGACGAGUUCGCCAUCACCUCGGCCGGCCUGCUCACCCGCGCCGUGACCUUCCGCACCCGCCUGGGCACCUUCCAGUGGCGCUACGCCUCGCGCCGCGAGCGCCUCCAGCAGCAGCAGCAGCAGGAGCAGCAAGACGGAGACAAAAUAUCCAGCCUGCUGGUGCUCGAGCGCGUGGUGCGCGUCGCGCGCGCGCGGAACCUUCCCCCCACCACCUCCACCACCACCAGUACUUCUUUCCCCGGUCUUCUUCUCAGACGCCACCAGCAUGAGGACGAGGAGGUGCGCACGACGGUGGCGCACUUCGUGCGGGGCGCGGCCACGCGCACGGCCGGCAGCAGCGUGGCCAGCGCCGGCAACGGCGGGCGGCUGGUGCUGGACCUGGGCCUGUGGGGGGAGGGGGAGGAGUGCGGCGGCGGGGAGGACGCAAAGGUGGCGCGGGAGAUGGCGGUCGUGAUGGCGGUCACGACGUGCCUGGUGAUGCUGAAGCGCGAGGUGGAUCGCCGGCGGGCGCAGCAGAUGGCCACCAUGGCCCACGGCGGCGGGGGCCCUUAGGAGUA
Thermothielavioides terrestris NRRL 8126 is the source of this 1369-nucleotide messenger RNA. RefSeq lists its product as uncharacterized. The transcript has a single exon. The coding region runs from base 243 to 1364 and encodes 373 amino acids. The record is from RefSeq and is a predicted model, not a curated record. Lineage: Eukaryota; Fungi; Ascomycota; Sordariomycetes; Sordariales; Chaetomiaceae.